AUGGAUUUUUGGGCUGUUAAGGAGCUAACCCUUGAUGCUAAAUUAGCAGGAGAAAAAUGCCUAUUGCAGAUUAAUGAGCUUGAUGAACUACGAUUGAAUGCCUAUGAUAGUUCGCGUCUCUACAAAGAGCUCCCUAAGAGAUGGCAUGAUAAGAAACUUUUGAGAAGGGAGUUCUCUAUUGGUGGUAAGGUUUUAUUGUACAACUCAAGACUAAAACUUUUUCCUGAUGAAAAAUUCAAAGUUAAUGGCCAACGCUUGAAGUUGUACCAUAUAAGAGUCCCUGUUGGAUCUAUGGAGGAAUUAUACCUUCAACCCCCAUCCUCUGCAGCUUGA
Messenger RNA from Beta vulgaris subsp. vulgaris (sugar beet), 333 nucleotides. RefSeq lists its product as uncharacterized. The record is from RefSeq and is a predicted model, not a curated record. NCBI's taxonomy places the organism in Eukaryota, Viridiplantae, Streptophyta, Magnoliopsida, Caryophyllales, Amaranthaceae. Bases 1 to 333 code for a protein of 110 amino acids. The transcript is spliced from 2 exons.